This is a messenger RNA of Naegleria gruberi, 594 nucleotides long. RefSeq lists its product as uncharacterized. NCBI's taxonomy places the organism in Eukaryota, Heterolobosea, Eutetramitea, Acrasida, Naegleriidae. The record is from RefSeq and is a predicted model, not a curated record. The transcript has a single exon. Bases 1 to 594 code for a protein of 197 amino acids.
AUGAAACGCAAUCAUUCAAACAGUGACCGUUUUGAAGAACCUCCCACAAAGUCUAUACACCAGCCUCAACAAGAAACCAUUACUUCCGAAACUAGUGAAACAGAAGAAGAAUAUACAAUUAGAAAAUUUAAUGAAAAUUUUCAUAAUUUUGAACUUGAAUCUCUUGAUGGCCAAGAAGUAAAAUUCGUUAAGGCAGGUAUUACCUCUGCUCUUUAUUAUUUUAAUGGUGGCAAUCAGGAUGAAUGGUGUCAGGUAAAUAAUUUCCCUGAAUUGAAUGCAUUUGCCUCUCAAUGUGCCCAAUAUUGUAGAGGAGGUAUUAGUAAAUGUAUUUAUCAUGUUUUUGUAACAGGGUUAGUGAGAACAGGAAAGACUACUACAGCAAGAUACCUUUUUCCUUAUCUACACUCUGUUCAUUGCUGUAGGAGAAUUAAUAAUUACAUUGGCUAUGAAGUUCAUUAUCUUGAUAUUAGAGAUUUUCCAAAGAAUGAGCAAGAAAGAGAUUACGAUUAUGUGAAUAGAAUUCUUGUAGCUUUGUUGGUGAAGGAGCGAACAUAUACAACUGUCAGCAAGGAAUAUCUCUGCACAAUCCAAUGA